AUGAGCUUUCUAUUUUUUAUUAAACACGCCAUAAUUUGGAUAUUGCAGAAGCUUCAAAAUAUUUUCUAUUUAUUUUUCAUUUAUUUUAAUCAUUUUUUUUAUCCCUCAUUUUAUUCUGUUCUCUUAUUAUCCUUCCUUUUCUUUCUUUUUCAUUUCCUUUAUAUUUUUUCUUUCUUUUUCUUUCUCAUUUUUCUUUCCUUUUUCUUUUUCUUUUCAUUUUCUUUUUGCUUUUUUUUCUUUUCUUUUCAUUUUCUUGCUCAUUUUCUUUCCUUUUUUUUUCUUUUCAUUUUUUUUGCUCAUUUUUUUUUUCCUUUUUUUCUUUUUUCUUUUUUCUUUUUUUUUUUUUCUCAUUUUUUUUCCUUUUUCUUUUUUCUUUUUCUUUUCUUUUCUUUUCUUUUUCUUUUUUUCAUUUUUCUUUCUCAUUUUUCUUUUUCUUUUUUUUUUCUUUUCAUUUUUUCUCUUUUUCUCAUUUUUCUUUUUUCUUUUUUUUUUUUUUUUUUUUUUUUCUUUUUUUCUCUUUUUUCUUUUUCUUUCCUUUUUCUUUUUCUUUUCAUUUUCUUUUUCUUUUCAUUUUCUUGCUCAUUUUUCUUUCCUUUUUCUUUUUCUUUUCAUUUUCUUGCUCAUUUUUCUUUCCUUUUUCUUUUUCUUUUCUUUUUCUUUCUCAUUUUUCUUUCCUUUUUCUUUUUCUUUUCAUUUUCUUGCUCAUUUUUCUUUCCUUUUUCUUUUUCUUUUCUUUUUCUUUCUCAUUUUUCUUUCCUUUUUCUUUUUCUUUUCAUUUUUUUCUUUUCUUUCUCAUUUUCUUUCCUUUUCUUUUCUUUUUUUUUUUCUUUUUUUUUCUUUUCUUUUCUUUUUCUUUUCAUUUUUUUCUUUUUUCUUUUUCAUUUUUCUUUUCUUUUUUCUCAUUUUCUUUUCCUUUUUCUUUUUUUCUUUUUUUUUCUUUUCAUUUUCUUUUCUUUUCAUUUUCUUUUUUCUCAUUUUUCUUUCCUUUUUCUUUUCUUUUUUUUUUUUUUUCUUUUCUUUUUCAUUUUUCUUUUUCUUUUUUUUUCUUUCCUUUUCUUUUUCUUUUUUUUCUUUUUCUUUUCAUUUCAUUUUCUUUCUCAUUUUUUCUUUCCUUUUUUUCUUUCUUUUUUUCUUUUCUUUUUCUCAUUUUUGCUUUUUUCUUUUUCUUUUUCUUUUCAUUUUCUUGCUCAUUUUUCUUUCCUUUUUCUUUUUCUUUUCUUUUUCUUUCUCAUUUUUCUUUCCUUUUUCUUUUUCUUUUCUUUUUCUUGCUCAUUUUUCUUUCCUUUUUCUUUUUCUUUUCUUUUUCUUUCUCAUUUUUCUUUCCUUUUUCUUUUUCUUUUCAUUUUCUUUUUCUUUUCAUUUUCUUGCUCAUUUUUCUUUCCUUUUUCUUUUUCUUUUCAUUUUUCUUUCUCAUUUUUCUUUCCUUUUUCUUUUUCUUUUCAUUUUCUUUUUUCUUUUUUUUUCUUUUCAUUUUUCUUUCUCAUUUUCUUUCCUUUUUUCUUUUUCUUUUCUUUUUCUUUCUCAUUUUUCUUUCCUUUUUCUUUUUCUUUUCAUUUUCUUUUUCUUUUCAUUUUCUUUUUCUUUUUUUUUCUUUCCCAUUUUCUAUUCUUUUUCGCUUCUCUUAUUCUUCUAAAUUCUAUUUUCUUCUUUUUCAUUUUUCUCAUUAUUUUUUCUUUUUUCCUAUUUCCUUUUCUUUUCUUUUUCUAUUUUUCUUUUCUUUCUAUCUAUUUUUCUUUCUAUCUAUCUAUCUAUUUUUCUAUCUAUUUUUCUUUCUAUCUAUCUAUCUCAGUCAUAUCUAUAUCCUUCAUAUCUAUCUAUCGCAGUCAUAUCUAUCUAUCUAUCUAUCUAUCUAUCUAUCUAUCUAUCUAUCAGUUAUUAUCUAUCUAUCUAUCUAUCUAUCUAUCUAUCUAUCUAUCUAUCUAUUACCGUCAUUCUCUCCAUGUAUACAUCUCUCUCUCUCUUUUCUCUAUCUAUCUAUCUAUCUAUCUAUCUCAGUCUGUUCAUAUCUCUCUCUCUCUCUUUCUUAUAUAUAUAUAUAUAUAUAUAUAUAUAUCAGUCAUUUUCUAUCUUUCCUUUUCUCUAUCUAUCUAUCUAUCUAUUCACAUCUCUUCUAUCAAUUAUCUAUCUAUCACCCUCAUAGCUAUCCAUCUUUUUCAUCUCUCUCUCUCUCUCUCUAUCUAUCUAUCUAUCUAUCUAUUGCAGUCUGUUCAGAUCUAUCUAUCUAUCUAUCUAUCUCCGUCUCUUCCUUAUCUACCUAUCUUGGUCUGUUCUUAUCUCUCUCUCUCUCUAUCUCUCUCUCUCUCUCUCUAUCUAUCUAUCUAUCUAUCUAUCUAUCUAUCUAUACGUUACAAGAUCUAUCUAUCUAUCUAUCUAUCUAUCUAUCUAUCUAUCUAUCUAUCUAUCUAUCUAUCUAUGUCUGUUCGUAUCUAUUUAUCUAUGUAUCUAACUAUGUCACUUCAUAUCUGUCUAUAUAUUUAUGUCUGUUUAUAUCUAUCUAUCUAUCUAUCUAUCUAUCUAUCUAUCUAUCUAUCUAUCUAUCUAUUACAGACUGUUCAUAUCUAUCUAUCUAUCUAUCUAUCUAUCUAUGUCUGUUCAUAUCUGUCUAUCUAUCCAUGUCUGUUCAUAUCUAUCUAUCUAUCUAUCUAUCUAUCUAUCUAUCUAUCUAUCUAUCUAUCUAUGUCUGUUCGUAUCUAUUUAUCUAUGUAUCUAUGUCACUUCAUAUCUGUCUAUAUAUUUAUGUCUGUUUAUAUCUAUCUAUCUAUCUAUCUAUCUAUCUAUCUAUCUAUCUAUCUAUUACACACUGUUCAUAUCUAUCUAUCUAUCUAUCUAUCUAUCUAUCUAUCUAUCUAUCUAUGUCUGUUCAUAUCUGUCUAUCUAUCCAUGUCUGUUCAUAUCUAUCUAUCUAUCUAUCUAUCUAUCUAUCUAUCUAUCUAUGUCUGUUCGUAUCUAUUUAUCUAUGUAUCUAUGUCACUUCAUAUCUGUCUAUAUAUUUAUGUCUGUUUAUAUCUAUCUAUCUAUCUAUCUAUUACAGACUGUUCAUAUCUAUCUAUCUAUCUAUCUAUCUAUCUAUCUAUCUAUUACAGACUGUUCAUAUCUAUCUAUCUAUCCAUCUAUGUCUGUUCAUAUCUGUCUAGCAAUCUAUGUCUGUUCAUAUCUAUCUAUCUGUUGUAG
Messenger RNA from Acanthosepion pharaonis, 3171 nucleotides. NCBI's taxonomy places the organism in Eukaryota, Metazoa, Mollusca, Cephalopoda, Sepiida, Sepiidae. The record is from the annotation of a GenBank genome assembly.